AAUGAGGUGAAAGGUAUCUGUCUACUGUUAGGGCUAUUCGGUAUCCUUGGCGCGUCCCUACCCUAAAUCCUAACCCUGACCUUAACUUCUACCCGUAUCCUAACCGUAGCCAUAACCCUUACCUAACCUUAACCCUUACCGUAACCGUUUAAAAUAUCUACUUCAAUGGGUGACGUCAGUGUCGGGACGUCCCAUGGAUCCCGGAUAGCUGCGACCAUAUUUCAACCUGCUUUUAACCCAUUUUCGGAAGCAGCAGAAGUCUGGGAGAGGUGAAACAUUGACAGGACAAUGAAUAUCAACAGACUUAUAGCUUUAUCUAAAUCUGUUAAAUUUGGAAAGAUUUUAACAUCUAACGCAAGACAUGCGACGAAAGAAGUCACCUUACCUCACCGAACCAUCAGAACUCAUGCUAGGAAUCUGGGCUACGCCAAGGACCUGUUUCUUGGCAAAGUAAACAAAGCAGAGUGCUUCCCCUAUCCAGAGAUUGGAAAUGAAGAGCUGGAGGAGAUCAACUCGUUUGUUGCUCCGGUAGAGAAAUUCUUCACCGAAGAGGUGGACUCCAAGCGUAUCGACCAUGAAGCUAAGAUUCCUCCAGAGACUCUGAACGGACUGAAGGAGCUGGGACUGUUCGGUAUCCAGGUGCCUGAGGAGUAUGGUGGCCUGGGUCUGUCCAACACCAUGUACGCCCGACUCGGAGAGAUCAUCUCUCUGGAUGGAUCCAUAGCAGUUACACUGGCUGCCCACCAAGCCAUCGGACUCAAGGGGAUCCUGAUAGCCGGUAGUGAGGAGCAGAAGACUAAAUAUCUCCCCAAGCUGGCUUCAGGAGAACAUGUAGCAGCCUUCUGUCUCACUGAGCCUGGCAGUGGGAGUGAUGCUGCGUCCAUUCAGACCAAAGCCACCCUAUCAGUAGACAGGAAAACAUACCUGCUCAACGGGUCAAAGAUCUGGAUCUCCAACGGCGGGUUUGCAGACCUGCUGACGGUGUUUGCUCGUACGGAGGUGGUAGGAGAGGAUGGAGUGAAGAAAGAUAAGAUCACUGCCUUCAUCGUAGAGCGAGCCUUCGGAGGGGUCACCAGCGGAAAACCAGAAGACAAACUAGGCAUUAGGGGGUCUAACACAUGUGAAGUGUCGUUCGACAACUGUCCAGUCCCUGUGGAGAAUGUAAUAGGAGAAGUAGGAGGAGGCUUCAAGGUAGCGAUGAACAUCCUCAACUCUGGCAGGUUCAGUAUGGGCAGCGCCGGCUCUGGAAUGAUCAAGAAGCUCAUCGAGAUGACAGCAGAGUACGCUGGCAGCAGGAAACAGUUUGGUAAGAACCUCAGUGAGUUUGGGAUGAUCCAAGAGAAGUUUGCGGUGAUGGCCCAGAAUGCAUUUGUGAUGGAGAGCAUGGCGUACCUGACGGCUGGGAUGAUGGAUCGACCGGGGGUCCCUGACUGUUCUCUAGAGGCUGCUAUGGUUAAGGUGUUCAGCUCUGAGGGAGGCUGGAUCUGUGUGUCUGAGGCUCUGCAGGUUCUAGGAGGGCUGGGCUACACUAAGAACUAUCCCUACGAACGCUACCUCCGAGACUGCCGUAUCCUGCUCAUCUUCGAGGGCACCAAUGAGAUCCUGAGGAUGUACAUAGCUCUGACUGGGAUGCAGUACGCUGGAAAAAUACUGACAGGCAAAAUCAAGGAGAUGAAGAAGGGGAAUGUGGGUGUGGCCUUGGAGAUGUUGGGCAGGAAGUUGGGAGACGCGUUUGGAAGGAAGGUGGACCUUGGACUGACUGGGAUGGAUGGGGUGGUGCAUCCUGGUCUGGCGGACAGUGCCAAGAAACUGGAGCAGAACGUGGCCCAUUUUGGCUCCACAGUGGAGAACCUGCUGUACAGAUAUGGAAAGACGAUAGUAGAGGAGCAGCUGAUCCUGAAGCGUGUUGCUGACGUCCUGAUCAACCUGUACGCCAUGACAGCCGUCCUAUCACGAUCUAGUAGAUCUAUCUCGAUAGGGCUCAGGAACCACGACCAUGAGGUAAUACUGGACUAUACUAUCACCAUUGUGUUGAUAUACAGUGUUGUAAAAAAGUAUUUUCCCCCUUUCUGAUUUUAUCCGCGUCUG
Messenger RNA from Salvelinus fontinalis (brook trout), 2088 nucleotides. RefSeq names its product acyl-CoA dehydrogenase family, member 9 (gene acad9). The coding region runs from base 289 to 2073 and encodes 594 amino acids. The transcript has 15 exons. NCBI's taxonomy places the organism in Eukaryota, Metazoa, Chordata, Actinopteri, Salmoniformes, Salmonidae. Gene Ontology annotation, molecular function: flavin adenine dinucleotide binding; acyl-CoA dehydrogenase activity. The record is from RefSeq and is a predicted model, not a curated record.